Molecule: messenger RNA, 963 nt
Organism: Trichoderma citrinoviride
Lineage: Eukaryota; Fungi; Ascomycota; Sordariomycetes; Hypocreales; Hypocreaceae
Exons: 2
Coding region: 1-963 (320 amino acids)
Source: RefSeq, a predicted model, not a curated record
AUGACGUCCCAAUCCUGGUUCCGGCAAGACCUUGUUAAUGAAAUCAAUGAAAUGCAAGACUUGCAGGACGAGCUGCAAGAGAGGCUCAUUCUUCUGACCGAGGCAGAAAGCGGAAAAAUCCUCGCAAAGGUGGCCGGUUCCUCUUCCGAAUUCAGGCCCACCAGCUCGGGCGGGAAGACGUCGAGCGACGAUGAGCUGGAGCAAGCCUCUCCCUUGCAACAGUAUAUUCAUCGCACGCUUCAUGAUACGCAUCGCCCUCCACCUGCUGAUUGGCAGCCCGAUGGCGAGACCGAUAGCGGUGACGAUGCCGACGACGAGGAAAGUUGGUCUUCUGAGUUGGCCGAACAUUUAGGAUGGGUCUAUGAAGAAGAGCCCUUUGGAGACCUCGCCGAAGAAUCGGACUGGGAGGACGAGGAGACUGAUGCCGGGAUGCAAGACAUCCAGACGGCCCUGGAGUAUCUACGUGGUGUUUUGGCUGCAGCCCAGAACCAGAAGCCUUCUCCAACAAAAGAUGCUGCUGACAAGAACAAUGAUGAGAAGAGCGUCCAUGCCAAAGACAGCGAAAUGGACGAGGAGGACGACUUUGUCAUUCUCAGUGGUGAGGAAGAGGACGACGAAAUUCAGGAUAUAACCGAGUCCUGCCUUGAAGUCAUCAACCACCUCGACUAUAUCAAGUUUCCGAGUGUCGAUGUCGUGGACUUUCUUCGUCGAGGAGAACUGGAAGUCUUGCUCGCCGACGACAACGACGUCAACGUCAACGGCAGCGGCGGGACAUCUUGCUCCGCUCCUGUGCGAUCAAAGUGGCAGCUUCUCUAUGAGAAAUUCUGCGGCCAGGACAGCAAAGGCAAAGUCUUCAAGGAGGCCGACCUGGAGAAAUGGAGACAUGAAGUUGGCCAAGCAUGCGGAGACUUGAUCAAAGACGUGAGUCGGCGUCUCCACCAGCUAAAGAACCCCGGUUGCUAG